UAGACGUAACCUGAAAAUCCAAUCCAAAGAUUCUAAUGACAAGAACUAAAAGUGAACAGUGACUCCGGUGUUAUCCUUGCACAUUAUCCUCACGGCGCUGAAGCUGAAUUUCCGUUCUGGUGCUACACAUGAGCGCAGGGUGAUAUGAAUUCCACAGCAAUAAUCAUGCCAUUACGCGAUCAUCGACAGCAUGACAAAAUCACCAAAGGAAGAUUAUUCGGCGCUGGUGUACGGUCGAGAAUAGACAGUGUUUCGUCGUCGGUGCGUUGCUCUAGUAGUGAUGGUGAUAAUCGCUGAAUUUUGGGAACCGAAGGCAUUAGUUUUCGAUUUCGGAGUUCGGGGUGUUUUCAAUGUUUGAAGAAGAUAUUUCGUAAGACAACAGUGCGACAGAAAGCAAAUCGUCCAUGGAAGGCCUUGGGAGGAAGAUGAUUGUGUAUGGUGUGCUUCUGUUCAGUAUUAUUUGGUGCAUUAGUGAGUGCAACGAUAUCAUUAUUUCCAAUGGCAACAAAGAAACAUCGCUUCCGGAGAAGAACACCGUGAUGGCCGUUUUCAGCCCGAUGACGAAAUCGCCUGGUCCCUGCCGCUUCCUGUCGGGGACUCGUCGGCAAAACCAUCAGUGUCGCCGCGACACAGGUCUUCCGGAUGCCAUCAAGGAGGCACGCCGACUCGCCGUCACGCACUGCGAGGAGCAGUUUCGCUAUGACCGUUGGAACUGUUCGAUUGAAACGCGAGGAAAACGGAACAUAUUCAAGAAGGUCUACCGCGAAACGGCAUUCGUGCAUGCGCUAACUGCGGCCGCUAUCACUUACUCGGUGGCACGUGCUUGCGCCGAAGGAAAGAUGGCCAAGUGUCAGUGUGCGUCGGAAAAGCGCCCGGAAGCGACACGGUUGGCGUGGAAAUGGGGCGGUUGCAGUGAUAACAUCAAGCACGGAAAACGUGUCACGCGAAACUUUCUGGAACUUCAACCAGCCGAUGGCGACCCUGUGGCGGAAAUGCUGCGACAUGAUAGCGAGGUUGGCAUACAAGCCGUAACAUCUACUAUGAACGAUCGCUGCAAGUGCCAUGGCGUUUCGGGUUCGUGCUCGCUGAAAACGUGUUGGAGGAAGCUGGGGGAUUUCAACGCAACUGCCGCCAUGCUAAGAACCAAAUAUCAUCAUGCCAUUCGGAAGAUUCCGAUCAAUAAUAAGACGUCCAGGAGGGCGAUUCCGAAGGAGUUCCGGGAAAGGGAAGGUUCGUACGACCAGCUGUUCUACUUCGAGACAUCGCCCACGUUCUGCUCGGUGACACGAGGUAGACGAUGCCUGCAUCCGGACAAUUGUGCCACCCUGUGUUGCGGCCGAGGCUACACUACAAAAGUGGUCAAAACCAUCGAAAAGUGUCGCUGCCGGUUCACGAACGGCCGCUGCUGUCAAAUAGUAUGUGAUUACUGCGAGAAGUACGAGGAUAGAUAUUACUGUAAAUAAAACAUCGAAACUCACUUCAAGAAAAUAUUACAAACUUCACUUACUCCAUACUAAUUAUAAUGAAACUAUUUAUUACAACUACAUUGUAAGGCUCUAAGAACGACUUACGGUUAGAAGCGUAGACAACAUUUGAUGUGCUUUAAUUUUAGCUUGAACAAACAAAUUUACAUGACACAUUUUAACGUAUUACGUUGCAUUUAAUAUUAAUCUGAACCAGUCUUACAAGUUGUCAUCAAAGUUAAUCUCUUUGUCUCUUUGUUGGAUUUAUGCAAUAAAACAAGUACCUAGAUCUAGAAUACAUAGGAGCAACGUAGAAGUGCUAUAAUUCGAAUCAUACUUUUUCUAGCAUUAAGACGAAAUUCAUCACCAAAUUUCACAUACACGCUCGUUGAAUGUAAUGUAAACUAGUUGUCCCAUUCUUUGAAACCAAUAAAUUUUCAUGUCUGUAGAUA
Molecule: messenger RNA, 1915 nt
Organism: Aedes aegypti (yellow fever mosquito)
Lineage: Eukaryota; Metazoa; Arthropoda; Insecta; Diptera; Culicidae
Gene: Wnt4
Product: protein Wnt-4
Exons: 5
Coding region: 405-1463 (352 amino acids)
Biological process (GO): cell fate commitment; multicellular organism development; canonical Wnt signaling pathway
Cellular component (GO): extracellular region
Molecular function (GO): frizzled binding; cytokine activity
Source: RefSeq, a predicted model, not a curated record